GACAGCAUGAACCAGACAGAGAUUGAGAAUUGCAUAGUGGAUGGGACCUAAAUAAGUUAAAAGUGAAAUAUAUCAAUAAAAUAGUGUCUAUAUAAGCAUUACAAAAGUUAUAUUUUGUUUAAAGUAGCAUAAUGGCUACAACUUCAAUAGUACAGCAAUUCGUUGCUGGCCUAAAGUCCAGAAAUCGAAAUGUGCAAAGUAAGACUGCCCAGGACCUUUUUCUAUACGUUAAAACAGAAUUACGAGAAAUGUCGCAGGAGGAGUUAGUGCAAUUUUUUGAUGACUUUAAUCACCAAAUAUUCAGUAUGGUGAUGUCUGCAGAUAUUAAUGAAAAGAAAGGAGGUGUCUUAGCUAUAAAGUGCCUUAUAAGCGGUGACGUUGUUAAUACUAUGAAACGCAUUUCACCAUAUUACAAUCAUUUGCGCCACUUACUACCGUCAAAUGAUGUAUCCGUUAUGGAAAUCGCUGCCAGAACAUUGGUUAAGUUAGCAAAUCUGCCAGGAUCUAAGGGCGCAGAAUCAUUUGACUUUGAUAUAAAACGUGCAUUCGAAAUGCUUAGUGGUGAUAGACAAGAGUACCGACGUCACGCUGCCGUUUUUAUUUUACGAGAAUUGGCAAUUGCAAUGCCUACCUAUUUUUAUCAACAAAUUUCUACAUUUUUCGACAAUAUAUUUAAUGCAAUAUUCGAUCAAAAACCAUCAAUACGUGAAUCCGCAGGUGAAGCGCUUCGUGCUGCAUUGAUUGUAACGUCACAACGUGAGAAUACAAAACAAUCAAGUGAACCACAAUGGUAUAAAAUUUGCUAUGGGGAAGCAAAAAACAGUUUCGUACAAGAGAUUAACGUGGGCAAAGAGCAGAAGGGCAUGACACGUGAUGAUUGCAUACAUGGUGCUCUUAUCAUAUUCAAUGAAUUGUUUCGUUGUUCGAAUGCAGCCUGGGAGCGUCGCUAUAAUAGCCUAAAAACCUUACUGCCCGAAGCACAAGAGAAUAAAUAUUGUGAGACCAAUACUUCUAGUUCAGUGGGAAAUCAACUAACCACCAUAGUACCACGAUUAAAAGCGCCAUUUAUACAAAAAGUCGGUUCCACGCAGACUCAAUUAGAAUCUGAGUAUCAAAACACAACUUCAAAUAAGUUUUCAGCAUUCAACAUACUUGAGUCCACAUACUCACGUGAAAUUUUAACUGAGAAUUACAUUACCAUAUGCGACAAUGUGCUUGAACAAAGACUUUCAAAGUCUACCUAUGUACAACAGGGUUUGCUACAAAUUUUGCCUCGUCUAGCUGCUUUCGACCGCAAUACAUUUGUACAGAAAUAUUUAAAAGUUUGCAUACAACAUCUGCUGAGCAUACUACGUGGAAAGGAAAAGGAUCGUAAUAUUGCAUAUAUUACUAUUGGGUAUAUUGCAGUUGCUGUGGAAAAUGAUAUUAAUAAGCAUUUAAAAACUAUAAUGUGCGCCAUUAAGCUAGCACUGCCUGCUAAGGACCUACCUAGCAAACGUAAAACUCCUAUUGACCCCGCAAUUUUUGCCUGCGUUACUCUGUUAGCUCAUGCUGUGAAAUCUAAUAUUACGGAUGAUGUGCGAGAUAUAUUGGAACAAAUGUUCUCUACCGGUUUGUCUCCUGCAUUAACAGUGUGUCUACGUGAAUUAGCGGAGAAUGUGCCAGUCUUAAAAGAAGCCAUCGCUGACGGUUUGAUUGGUAUUUUAUCACAAGUGUUAAUGAAUAAACCUGCUGCUAUACCAUAUGCAGCUAUGCCAACACUUGCAGUGGAGGCGUCUCUACAUCUACAAUAUGACGUUCCCACUUUUGUACUAGCACUCAAAACGCUCGGUACUUUCAAUUUUGAGGAACAUAAUAUGUUAGAUUUUGUACAAAGAUGCGCUGACUGUUACAUCAGUCAUUGGCAGCAGGAAAUUCGUUUCGAAGCAGUGCGUACUUGUACACGACUUCUUAAAUUAGCUAUACAAACUGCUGACAGCUUACAGAAUUCCAGAACACUUAGAGAAACACUAUCUCAUGUCAUAGAACGUUUGUUAAUUGUAGCCAUUACUGAUACGGACUGCAAUGUUCGUAUAGGCAUUUUGCGCUCUUUGGAUGAAACUUUCGAUAUUGCACUAGCACAGCCAGAAUCACUGAGUGCGCUUUUUAUAAUUCUGAAUGACGAGAUUUUCGAAAUACGUGAACUGGCUAUGGUAACAAUAGGACGACUCUCUGCUGUAAAUCCAGCAUAUGUAAUGCCCAAAUUGCGGGAAACAAUGAUACAAUUGCUUACAGAGUUGGAAUACUCUGGCAUGAGUCGUAAUAAAGAACAAGCCGCUCGUAUGUUGGAUCAUCUUAUAAUCAGUACACCACGCUUAAUUUCGUCAUAUAUGACGCCAAUACUAUCUACACUUGUACCAAAAUUGCGAGAAUCGGAAUCAAAUCCUGGUGUUGUAUUGAACAUACUUCGUGCUAUUGGUGAUCUAGCAGAAGUCAACGAAGGCGCUGAAGAAAUGGAGUUAUGGGCUGAUGAACUGCUAUCGAUUUUGCUUGAAAUGUUAGGAGAUGCAGGUAGUCCUGAUAAACGUGGCGUUGCCCUUUGGACUCUGGGUCAACUUAUAAGCGCGACCGGUCGCGUUGUGACACCAUAUCACAAAUACCCUGGCCUAAUUGACAUACUUAUUAAUUUCCUUAAAACCGAACAAAGACGUUCAAUACGACGUGAAACUAUACGCGUCUUAGGUUUGCUAGGUGCAAUGGAUCCAUAUAAACAUAAAAUGAACAAAGGUCUUAUAGACAAUCAAAAGGACAGCGUUUUAAUUUCAUUGUCUGAUUUUAAAAUGGACGAAAAUCAAGAUAUAUCAACAGCAGAACUACUUGUGAAUAUGGGCAAUAUAUUGGAUGAAUACUAUCCAGCUGUUGCUAUAGCAGCUUUGAUGCGCAUUUUAAGGGAUCCUACACUUAGCAGCUGUCACACUAGCGUUGUACAAGCCGUCACUUAUAUAUUUCAAAGUUUGGGUGUGAAAUGUGUGCCAUACUUAGCACAAGUUUUACCCAGUUUGCUGGACAAUGUACGCACCGCAGACAUUAACUUGCGUGAGUUCCUCUUUCAACAAUUGGCCAUCCUUGUUGAAAUUGUUGAGCAGCAUAUAAUUAGUUACAUGGAUGACAUAUUUAAAUUGAUCAAGGAGUUUUGGACUAUAAAUACACCUUUACAGUCUACGUUAAUAAAUUUGAUUGAACAAAUAGCGGUGGCACUGGGAUGUGAGUUCUGUAACUAUCUAUCAGAGCUGAUACCACAAAUUUUGCGUGUACUACAGCAUGACACAUCCAAGGAUCGAAAUGUUACAAAACGUCUCUUGCAGGCUUUGCAAAAAUUCGGUAAUACCCUUAGCGACUAUUUACACUUGAUUGUGCCACCGAUCGUCAAGUUAUUUGAUUCACCUUAUGUGCCCCAACAUGUCUCUUUAGCAGCAUUGGAAACAAUAGAUAAUUUAGCUACUUCAUUAGAUUUUACAGAUUUUUCCUCCCGCAUUAUACACGCACUUGUACGUGUUUUGGAUACUGAACCGGAUCUUCGCGACCAAGCAAUGUCUACAUUAUGCUCCCUAGUUCAACAGUUGGGCACCAAAUAUUUAGUUUUCGUACCAUUGGUCAGUCGUACUAUUACUAAGCACCGUAUAGUAGAUUCGAAAUAUGAAAAAUUACUGACCAAAAUCCAAAGUAUUUCCACAAUGGUAACUGAGGAUCUGCAAGAAAAACAAAAGAAAAAAGUUGAGGCACCAAGCAAUGUCUCUGAUGGCCAUACAACAAUAAAAAAGCUGAAUGUAUCUACAAAAAAUCUACGUGCUGCCUGGCAAGUGACACGGCGUGUGUCUAAAGACGACUGGGUUGAGUGGCUUAAACGUCUUUCCAUUGGUUUAUUGAAGGAAUCACGGUCUCAUGCGUUGCGUGCUUGCCGUGUUCUCGCUCAAGAUUACGAUAAAUUGUUACGCGAUCUUUUUAACGCUGCUUUUAUAUCAUGCUGGACAGAACUCUCUCCAGAACAUAAAACAGAACUAACGCAGUCACUUAUACAAGCACUCCAAGUAACAGACAUGCCCGAGAUUACACAAACGAUACUAAAUCUAGCCGAAUUUAUGGAGCAUUGUGACAAAGAUCCUUUGCCAAUUGAAACAAAGCUGCUCGGCACUCGUGCCAUGUCUUGUCGCGCUUAUGCAAAAGCACUUCGUUAUAAAGAAGAGGAAUUUAUGACCUCUAAGGAUCCGCAAGUGUUUGAAUCGUUGAUACUUAUUAAUAACAAGCUGCAACAGAAAGAGGCAGCGGAGGGUUUAUUAACAACAUUCCGCAAUGCUGUCAAUGAGCUAAAGGUACAGGGUCGUUGGUAUGAAAAAUUACAUAACUGGGAUCAAGCGCUGGAACAUUAUGAGAAACAUUUGAAACUCGAUCAAUCAGAUCUUGAAAUACGUCUUGGUCAUAUGCGUUGUUUGGAAGCACUUGGUGAUUGGUCUCAAUUGAGCAGCGUAGCUAAAAACGAGUGGGACACUUUAAGUCGAGAAGCCAAGUCUCGUGCAGGUCCUCUAGCAUCAGUUGCAGCAUGGGGUUUACAGGAUUGGGAGUCUAUGGAAGAGUACGUUAGAUGCAUACCCACUGAAACCCAAGAUGGUAGUUUCUAUCGCGCUGUAUUAGCAGUACAUCAUGAAGAUUUUGAUACCGCUCAACGUUUGAUCUACGAAACUCGUGAUCUUCUUGAUACUGAGUUGACAUCAAUGGCUGGGGAAUCAUAUGAACGCGCCUAUGGUGCCAUGGUUUGUGUGCAAAUGUUAGCCGAAUUAGAAGAAGUUAUACAGUAUAAACUUAUACCAGAACGACGAGAUCUGUUAAAAAAAAUGUGGUGGAAACGAUUGCAGGGAGGCCAGCGCUUAGUUGAAGACUGGCGUCGCAUCAUACAAGUUCAUUCGCUAGUCCUAAGUCCACAGGAGGAUGUACAUACAUGGCUAAAAUAUGCUAGUCUUUGUCGUAAAUCAGGUUCACUGCACCUUUCACAUAAAACUUUAGUAAUGCUUAUGGGUAUUGAUCCCUCAGAACACGCUAACGACGCACUACCAUUCAACCAACCGCAAGUGACUUAUGCAUACACCAAACAUAUGGCUGCAUCCGACAACAUGCAGGGUGCUUAUGAGCAGCUCAGUCAUUUUGUCAACAAUUAUACUGCGCAAUUGAACUGUAUUCCUGAGGAAGUCAAACAGGACGACCAUCGUCUUUUGGCGCGAUGUUAUUUACGUUUAGCAACUUGGCAGAACGAAUUACAAGGUAUACUGGAUGCUGAUGCAGUACAGGGUGCGUUGGAUUGUUUCGAAAAAGCCACUGACUAUGAUCCGAACUGGUACAAAGCUUGGCAUCUAUACGCCUAUAUGAAUUACAAAGUAGUGCAGGCACAGAAACAAUCGUUUGAAAAUCUACUGCAUACUCCUGGCGAUGCUUACAUACAAAAAGAGAAGGCGAUCAUUGAGCAAUAUGCUGUACCAGCAGUACAAGGUUUCUUCCGUUCCAUAAGUUUGAUAAAAGGUAAUUCGCUACAAGACACAUUGCGUCUUUUAACUCUUUGGUUCGAUUAUGGACAUCACGCAGACGUUUAUGACGCGUUACUCACUGGUAUGAAAAUGAUUGAGAUCAACACGUGGUUACAAGUUAUACCGCAGCUUAUUGCACGAAUUGACACACAUCGUAAUUUAGUGGGGCAACUAAUUCAUCAACUGCUCAUUGAUAUUGGAAAAUUCCAUCCACAAGCAUUGGUUUAUCCACUUACUGUUGCUUCCAAGUCUGCUUCGAUGGCACGUAAAAAUGCUGCUAUUAAAAUACUUGAUUCCAUGCGCAAGCAUUCAUUCACUCUGGUCGAACAAGCCGUUAUGUGUAGCGAGGAACUCAUACGCGUAGCGAUACUCUGGCACGAACAGUGGCAUGAAGGUCUCGAGGAAGCAUCUAGACUAUACUUUGGAGAUCGCAACAUAAAAGGCAUGUUCGAUAUAUUAGAACCACUACAUACAAUGCUUGAACGUGGUCCAUUAACGCUUAAAGAAACUUCAUUCUCACAAGCAUAUGGACGAGAAUUAACCGAUGCCUAUGAGUGGACUCAACGUUACAAGGCUUCUUCAAAUCUAGUAGAUCUUGAUCAUGCUUGGGACAUUUACUAUCACGUAUUUCAGAAAAUAUCACGACAAUUGCCACAAUUAACGUCUCUUGAACUACCAUACGUUUCACCAAAACUGCUCGCCUGUAAAGAUUUGGAAUUAGCUGUACCAGGUUCAUAUAAUCCAGGUCAGGAACUAAUACGCAUAAGUCACAUUAAAACAAACCUACAAGUCAUUACAUCCAAACAACGGCCACGUAAGCUCUGCAUACGUGGCUCCAAUGGCAAAGACUAUAUGUAUCUGCUUAAGGGUCACGAAGAUUUACGACAAGACGAACGAGUGAUGCAACUGUUCUCACUCGUAAACACUUUACUGCUUGAUGACCCCGAUACUUUCCGUCGUAAUUUGGCUAUACAACGCUAUGCCGUCAUACCACUAAGCACGAAUUCAGGUCUUAUAGGUUGGGUACCACACUGCGAUACACUGCACACACUCAUACGUGAUUAUCGCGAUAAGAAGAAGGUACCGUUGAAUCACGAGCACCGCACUAUGUUGAGCAUGUCACCAGACUAUGAUCAUCUAACACUGAUGCAAAAAGUUGAAGUAUUUGAAUAUGCACUCGCACAGACACAAGGUGAUGAUUUGGCCAAGUUGCUAUGGUUAAAAUCACCUUCGUCGGAAGUGUGGUUCGAGCGUCGCACCAAUUAUACACGUUCACUUGCUGUUAUGUCUAUAGUCGGCUACAUACUUGGCUUAGGCGAUCGGCAUCCUUCAAAUCUUAUGUUGGAUCGCAUGAGUGGAAAAAUAUUACACAUUGAUUUCGGUGAUUGUUUCGAAGUAGCCAUGACACGCGAGAAAUUCCCCGAGAAAAUACCGUUCCGUUUGACACGUAUGCUGAUCAAAGCAAUGGAAGUAACAGGCAUCGAGGGUAGCUAUCGACGUACUUGCGAAAGCGUAAUGUUGGUUUUACGUCGCAACAAGGAUUCGCUUAUGGCAGUUUUAGAGGCUUUUGUUUAUGACCCAUUGCUGAAUUGGCGUUUGCUCGACACUGACAAAACCCACCGAUCAAAAGCAAACAACGAAAACAGCACGUCAGGCAUGAUCGGAGGCAACAGCAGCUUAAGCAAUUCUGUAGAAGAUUCAUUAUUGCUCAGUAAUCCGAUUGCGAAAUCAAAGGCUUUUGAUGGCCAACUUGUUCCAAAUCUAGUAGGUGCAAUCAAUACCGAUGUGACAAAUACCAAAGCCAGUAAGGUUAUUAAAAGAGUGAAACGCAAGUUAACUGGUACUGAUUUCCAGACCCAAAAUAGCAUAACGGUACAAAAACAGGUUGAUUUACUUAUACAACAGGCCACAAAUAACGAGAAUUUGUGCCAAUGCUAUAUUGGGUGGUGUCCGUUCUGGUGAAGAUUCUAAGUAAUUUAUUUAUGCAAUGGAUUUUAGCAAUAAAUCGUAUAGGCUUAUUAAAAUACACAAUUGCUACCACAAGUGUUGACUUCGCUUCAUUUUUUCCCCAUCAGUUAUAAUAUUAGACGAAAUCAGAAUUAAAUUGAAGACUUCGGAAAACGUACGGAUAAUUUACAGUGAUUCGCAGAGAUUUGGGCUAAAAUAGUUCUGUGAAAGAUAUCUUAUUUUGAAAACGUACUUUCAAGCCAACAUUGUAUCCACUUCAAAUACAUAUACUGAUGCCCAACUAAAACUUGGCACAUUUAUUUUGGUCUGCCUUUCUUUAUUCUCCUGUAGAUAGUACCACAAAAAACAAUGGAGUUUCAAUUCUACACAUCAUCGCAUCCUGUUUAUAACACUCACAUUAAACGAAAAAAGAGAAGAACUGCAAUUUAAGCUGGAUAAGAGAUCUGAACUGCUUCAAAAGUACACACAUUUCGAAGGAAGCGGCAUUGUGAGCACACAAGCAUAAUAAGCCUAUAGCGUCACGGACUUACUAUUAGUUUAACUAACCAUUAUUUUAAGUCAGGAUUUUUUAUUUCAUUUCUUAUACUAAAUGUAGUUUAGUGAA
Molecule: messenger RNA, 8124 nt
Organism: Teleopsis dalmanni
Lineage: Eukaryota; Metazoa; Arthropoda; Insecta; Diptera; Diopsidae
Gene: Tor
Product: serine/threonine-protein kinase Tor
Exons: 6
Coding region: 132-7514 (2460 amino acids)
Biological process (GO): protein phosphorylation; negative regulation of macroautophagy; TOR signaling
Cellular component (GO): nucleus; TORC1 complex; TORC2 complex
Molecular function (GO): protein-containing complex binding; protein serine/threonine kinase activity; protein binding
Source: RefSeq, a predicted model, not a curated record